Brassicogethes aeneus is the source of this 926-nucleotide messenger RNA. The record is from the annotation of a GenBank genome assembly. Lineage: Eukaryota; Metazoa; Arthropoda; Insecta; Coleoptera; Nitidulidae.
GAAGAAGAAGACACAGGCUUCAAAUAUUUUCUGCACCUCAAAAUUUUCUUAGUAUUUGGGUAUGGAAAUACCUUAAAUUACCUAUUACAAAACAAUAAAAAGAAGGGUGGAAAAACCUCACUCAACGGAAAAACAGUAAAUAUGAAUCCUCAAAUUAGUACCAAGGAGAAACUUCUCUAUAUUAUUGAUGAUAUGGAACUUAUAUCAAAAGAAAUAAUUGAGAAUGCUAUAGCUCCUAAAACCAAUAAACUAUCUGGCCCUGAAUAUGCCCAACUUACAGAUCUUUUGGUGGCAAAAGAUAAUGAAUUAAAAGAAACUCUUAAACUUGCCUCAGAGCAAGCAAUGAUUAACAAAAAGAUGGACAUGCUAAAAUCAGAAGUGGAGAGACAGGAUCAAGACAUAAACCAACUGCAAAAACAACUCAAAGAGGCAGAACAAAUAUUAUCCACAGCUAUCUAUCAAGCCAAUCAAAAGUUGCAAUCUAUUGCCAGAGCUAAUAAAAGGCCAGUAUCUUCAGAGGAGUUAAUAAAGUUUGCACAUAGAAUUAGUGCUUCAAAUGCCAUUUGUGCUCCACUAACUUGGCAACAGGGGGAUCCUCGUAGACCUUAUCCCACUGAUAUAGAAAUGAGGUUAGGGUUCUUGGGGAGGAUAUCUGAUACAUCAAAUGGGCAUUUACUGCAACAGCAGAAUAGUAUGUCAGAUCUGCAUAAGUUGGGACACCCUGGAGAAAUUCCUGCAUCACAGCAAAACCAAUUUGCGUGGCAUCCAUCAGGAGAAAUGCAUAUUAGCGUUGGACAGGGGACUGUUCCAAUGGACACAAGAAAUCAUAAGCAAGAAACAGAAGAUGUUGAAGUUAUGUCAACUGAUUCGAGCAGCUCUUCUUCCAGUGAUUCCCAAUAAGGUUGAAGUUUUUAAUUAAUUUUACU